CUGCUGUCCUAUCCUGUCUGUGCGCUCUGGACCUGGACCCCCUCCCCCUCCCUCCUCUCCUCCUCUCCUCCUCACCGCGCGGAGCUCGACGCGCGCAGGCACAACACAUGGUCGGGCUGCAGGAGCGCACCAAUUUAACGCAGAAGUACUUUCGUUCCUCUCAACUUCCCAGAGACGUUUAGUGUAAUAAUAGCUUACAGGAGUAAGGGGGGGUUCUCCGAGGACCAACUCGACUCGGACAGUCACUGGAUUCUACGCUUACAGGCGGAAUUUGCUGCCAAGGUCAGGAGGAGGAGGAUGCCGUUUGGCUGUUUAACAAUCGGGGAAAAGAAGGAUUAUAACAAUCCUUCGGAGGUGACAGAUAAAUAUGAUCUGGGUCAGAUUGUUAAAUCUGAGGAGUUCUGUGAAAUAUUCAGAGCCAAGGACAAAACUACAAUGAAAAUGUAUACCUGUAAAAAGUUCAUGAAAAAGGAUGGAAGGAAAGUCCGCAAGGCUGCCAAAAAUGAGAUCGUCAUCCUAAAGAUGGUGAAGCAUCCCAAUAUCCUCCAACUGGUGGACAUCUUUGAGACCAAAAAAGAGUACUUCCUCUUCCUUGAACUUGCAACAGGCAGAGAGGUAUUUGACUGGAUCCUGGACCAAGGCUACUACUCGGAGCGAGACACCAGCAACGUGGUGCGCCAGGUGUUGGAGGCCGUCGCCUACCUCCACUCCCUGCAUAUUGUUCACAGAAACCUCAAGUUGGAGAACUUGGUUUACUACAAUCGCCUGAAGCACUCUAAAAUAGUCAUCAGCGACUUCCAUCUUGCCAAGCUGGAGAGCCGGCUGAUUAAAGACCCCUGUGGGACACCAGAGUACCUAGCUCCAGAGGUAGUGGGCAGACAGCGAUACGGCAGCCCUGUGGACUGCUGGGCAACCGGUGUCAUCAUGUACAUACUGCUGUCCGGCAACCCUCCUUUCUACGAUGAAACUGACGACGACGACUUUGAAAACCAUGACAAGAACUUAUUCCGAAAGAUCCUGGCCGGCGAUUAUGAGUUUGACUCUCCUUACUGGGAUGAAAUCUCCGAUUCAGCUAAGAGUUUGGUUGCUCGGCUGAUGGAGGUGGAUCAAGACCUGAGACUGACAGCCCAGGAGGCUAUAAACCAUGAGUGGAUCUCCGGCGGUGCGGCUUCAGAUAAGAACAUUAAGGAAAAUGUGUGCGCACAAAUAGAGAAGAACUUCGCCAGAGCAAAAUGGAAGAAAGCCGUGCGGGUCACCACCAUCAUGAAGCGUCUGAGAGCCCCGGAGCCCAGCCCUGCAGCCGGCGCCCCUGCAGCCGGUGCCCCUGCAGCCGGUGCCCCUGCGGCUCUCCAGGGUGCCACCGACCCCUCUGCGCCUUCAUCUUCCGCGACACCCGAGGAGGUGCCUGCCGCCGUCACAGAGCUCCCUGCUGGGGCGGAGAUAAACCAACCGGCACCAGAGGCCGGAGGCGAGGUGGCCGCCUCCCCUGCGGAGCCACGGCAACCGAGCCCUGCGCCACAGGAGGCUGAGCCCACAACGCGCUGUAAUGGGGAAGCUUCGGCUGAGCCCCAUGCAACCGCAGAGGGCGGGGAAGAGCUGGGUUAGACCCCCCCGACCCCCGCCCACCCGAACUCUCAUGACCUGUGUUCUCCCUGCCGACUCCUGCACACUGUACGUUAGCUGCUAGCAUGGUGACACUGACUCCGCUUCUCUCUCACUUGCAGCAUUAGUAUCAUCUCAUGGAGGCAGUGUGCUACCUGUCCCCAGCGCUGCUUUCCUUUUACACGUCAUGUGUCUUUUUUCACUGAUUAUUUAAAUCUUUUCCAUAUCCACACACUUGAGUUUAGGGGCAAACAGAUUUGCUGUCAAGCUGUGGCUUACAACUAAAUUGUUCUUUCUUAAUCUUCUCUUAGUGACGAGAGAUAUAGAGGAGGACGAGAGUGUGCUGCGAACGGCUUUGAUUCAUUUUUAAUGAGCCAACUUGAGAAACUUCUUGCAAUUAAAGUAUUUGUCCUUUUAUUCGGUGGAAAAGUAUUGCUUCUGAAAAUGUUCCUUGUACCGUGAUACUUAAUAAGUGCUAUAAGUGCUGGUCCUCACAUGGCGAAGAUCACAUAUUCCUGUUACGGGGCCAAUAUUGUUAUCCCUCUUAAUUUUUGUCUACACCAACGAGUCAUUUCCCGUUAAACAAUGCUCGAUUGGUGACUGGGAGCCAUUGGGCAUUUCGAACUAGGCAGCUUCACACACCUGCACACACACAAACACUACGUUCCUUCCUGCUCAGGGAAGAACCUCAUAGCUGUAGGUGUAAAGAUUGUACAUAGAGACCUUUGUAGAAGUAGCCAAAACAGCAUGCAUUCUUACUUUUUGCUGUUCAUUUUACACUCAAAUACUUGUUGGAUAAAGAUGCUACACCGCCAUGCUUCUCAACGUCUUAUCACACGCCGCAGAACGCUCGCCGAGGCUGACGUUCUUUUCAAUAGCACACGAUACAUUGUGCUGUCUAUCGCGACUGUUUUAGCACCCUUGCCGUCAAUGUUAGUUAUGUGAAGGAGAAAAUUACAGUCUGCAUUAUAUAUGAGCUCUAUGCAUUCAAAUUCAUUUGUAGCUUUUCUUUUUUUAGAGACUUCACAUGUCUUUAUUCAUCACGUCACAAAAAAGUGAAUUUGUUAGAUAGGAUUCCCUUUACACAAAUGUGCUGUGGUUUAAAUGGAUCUGGACUCAAAAUGCCACAUAUGUCUUAAUAUUUUGUAAUAACUGUAAAUCAAAAUGUGCAUUAACGGACAUGUGGUCAAAAGGAAGCCACACACCAUUUUGACCUUUUGGUGACAACAGUCAUCUUUUCUGUGUUAUAGAGAAUUAUGGGAAUCCUUUGUUUGAUAUUUCUGAACGUAUUGUUAAUUCAUAAAUAGUUUUAUUGCCAUACCUUUUUUCUUUCUUUCUGUUUAUGUUGUUUUUUAACACUUUCAGUCAUAUAUUUAUUCCAUAGAAUUUUCUCCUUAUACUUGAUGAAUCCUAAUAACAAUCUUUCCUUUCUUGUUGCCCUUUGGUCCCUUUGACCAUUAAUAACGAGCAACAGAAAGAUUUCUCUGGAACUAACUAACUAAGUUGAGCAAUAUUCGACUGGCUGCAGAAACUGUGAUUCCUAGUGUCCAUUCCAUCGAGUCCAUUCACCUGUAAGCAGAAGUUUAUCGUCCUUGCCAGCUGUGCGACCCAAUUUGGCAAUUUAAAGGGACAGUUCCAAAUCAAACAAACAUAUUUUAGAUAUUGAUCUACUUGCACGUAGUGCUACUUAUCAUUCUAGAGUUGUUUUGUGUGAGUUUUCACUUGGCUUGUGGUGCUCAAUACUCCAAAAAAUACAUUUGAACAUUAAUACAUCAAGGAUCUACAGACCUUAUUGUGAGCAGUGUAAAAAUAUCACUACAGAAGGAAAAAGGAAGAAGGAAAAAUGUAUAUUUUGAAAGGAACUACCUCUUACAAAAAUAUACAUUUACCUAACUUGUCAAAUACCGAUGUAUGGUCAGUGACCCCUGGGAUCCAAUAACAAUUCAAUGCUGUUUAGUGUCUGUGGGGCUCCAAGUGGGCCAAGCCCAUCUGCAUCAUUACUAAAACAGUCAUAGCAGCCAACGUAUCUUUAGUAAGGACAAAGUUUGUUGGGACUAUUCGGUCCAAUAGACUUUUUACCCAGAGACAAACGCUGACAUAUGAUCCCUUACUUUUGUCACAUAGAUAACUUGUCGAUCUAUGUAUGAAUACAGCAGCAUCAUUGUCAAUGUAAUGAUCAGAUUCCAUGUCCAAAGUAUAACAUUUCCAAUCUGUUGUCAACUGUGAACACCUGUGAAUUUAUAUGAAAAUGUGCAUUUUAGAUGAAACUGAACUUUGGAAGAAAACCGUUAAUAUCUGUGGAAUAUCCAUAUUUACUUUAUCAUACAUGUAUCUACUUUGAAAUUGUGCUUAGACAGGCCGAUCAUUCAGAAUAUACAACUAUUUGAUUUCUUACAUUGUUUAAUAUAUAUUUAGAGUAGAGGCUUAAAGUGAAGAAUAUCAGAGACUAUAAAAGUAAUCAGAUUAUUUCAUGUUGCCUGUUUUCUUUGUUUGGAUGGCAAAUAAAUACUGUUUGAACACUGUUACACAGUUUAAAGCAAGGCUUUCCUCUCCCCACCCCCACAAUGCAUUCCUCACUGUAUUUAAUAUUCCACCUCUGUUCAUUUCGCCGCGCACUUACAGGUGUAUUUGUAGAUGUGGUGUUUGCCAGGACCAGCGGUCACCUGUAGGUCCUGUCUUGCAUUUUGUGAGCUCUUAACUGUACUACUUGACUAGGGUGAUGACUUUAAUGGUAAAAAAAUAAAAUUCUAUUUCAUCUGUUUAUUCA
This is a messenger RNA of Gasterosteus aculeatus aculeatus (three-spined stickleback), 4369 nucleotides long. Its product is annotated as caM kinase-like vesicle-associated protein. Gene Ontology annotation, molecular function: protein kinase activity; ATP binding. The record is from RefSeq and is a predicted model, not a curated record. NCBI's taxonomy places the organism in Eukaryota, Metazoa, Chordata, Actinopteri, Perciformes, Gasterosteidae. Gene Ontology annotation, biological process: protein phosphorylation.